AUGCCCCUGGGGGCACCGCCCCCCGCGACCGAGGCCGCGUGUCUCUGCGGUGCGCCUGCUGUUCGGUCUGCUUCGGUUCUGGUUGCGACAGAGCAGGGCGACCUGCUGGUCUUUGGCGGGGAGGCCGAUGUGCACCAGCACCGGGCUGGGCGUGGCUUGGGCGACGUGUGGACCCUGCGCCCGCCGUCGGGCGGCUGGGAGCCGCACUCGUGCCCGCAGGUGCGAUGGGCCGGGCCCUGGAAGUGCCACGCGACAGCUGGCGAGGCGGUCCCCACUGCACGCUCCAACCACGCGGCCGCCUCGUGCGGCGAGCACCUCUUCGUCUUCGGCGGGUGGUCGUCCGACGGGCGCCGCCCGCUCGCGCACCCGGAGCUGCUGCACCUGGGCACGCGGUGCUGGACGGAGUGUGCCACAACAAAUGCGCCGCCCCCGCCUCGCGGCAACCCGUCGCUCGUCUACUCGGCGCCUCGGCACCUGGCCGUUGUCUACGGCGGCUGGGACCUCCGCGAGCGGCUGGACGACGUCUGGUGCCUGGACAUGGAGAGCUGGACGUGGCACAGAGCGGCGCUGCGCGGCGGCCACGGGCGCGUCGAUGCCGACGACGACGAGGCGCCCUGCGCGCGCACCGACCACGCCGCGGUGCUGUGGCAGGAGGGCCCCCAGCGCGAGCACAUGCUCGUCUUCGGCGGCUCCACGGGCGAGGGCGCCAGCGACGAGCUGUGGUCGCUGGACUGCUCUGGCGGCGAGCCUGCGGAGUGGCGCUGGGCGGACAAACGGCGAGGAGCAGCGGCGGCCCGUGGCCGGCCCCGAGGACCUCGCACACGGCCAGCGUCGCCGGCUCCGGCGAGGGCGCGAGGCUGCUCGUAG
Messenger RNA from Prorocentrum cordatum, 867 nucleotides. NCBI's taxonomy places the organism in Eukaryota, Dinophyceae, Prorocentrales, Prorocentraceae. The record is from the annotation of a GenBank genome assembly.